AUCACCUGUAAGCACAUCAAGAAAACUUUUGAUAAACUUGCUUUCAGAGUUCAAAUCUUUGAAGUGACUGAAAUGGAGGGACAGAAAAAGAGGCUAGCUGUUUUGGUUGGGUGCAAUUACCCAAACACUUCCAACGAAUUGCAUGGCUGCAUAAACGAUGUGUUAGCCAUGCGGGACAUGCUAGUGAAAAACUUUGGGUUUGAUCCCAAAAACAUUGAGCUCCUCAUUGAUGCACCUGGCUCUUCAUCAGCUAUGCCAACUGGUGCCAACAUUAAGCAUGCACUAGCACGCAUGGUUGAUCGAGCUGAAGCAGGGGAUGUGCUCUAUUUUCACUAUAGUGGACAUGGAACCAGGAUCCCUUCCAAGAAACAUGGCCAUCCCUUCCACCAAGAGGAAGCUAUUUUGCCUUGUGACUUCAAUCUCAUCACUGAUUUGGACUUCAGGCAACUAGUGAAUCGGCUGCCAAAGGAAGCAAGCUUCACAAUUCUCUCAGACUCAUGCCAUAGUGGUGGCCUCAUUGACAAAGAGAAGGAACAGAUUGGACCAUCCUCAGUGGUUUCCAAAAAUACCACAUUGAAACAAAGUUAUAGCCCCAAGACAAUACCCUUCGAGUCCAUAAUGCAACACCUCUCAUCAUUAACAAAAAUAAACACCACAGACAUUGGGACUCAUAUGCUAGAGUUCUUUGGCUCCGAAGCCAGUUUGAGGUUUAGGUUGCCAUUGCUUGAUCUUGAUUUGUUCGAACCUUUGAGGCCUGAUGAGGGGAUUCUGUUAAGUGGUUGCCAAGCUGAUGAAACCUCUGCAGACAUGAACCCAAAUAUGGGUGGGGGAAAGGCAUAUGGAGCAUUUAGCAAUGCAGUUCAGAUGGUGUUAAAGGAUAACCCGAGUAAGCUAAGCAAUAGAGAGGUUGUGAUGAUGGCAAGGAAGAUCCUACAAGGACAAGGAUUUGAGCAACAUCCUUGCCUUUACUGCAGUGAUGAGAAUGCUAAUGCUACCUUCUUGUGGCAAAGUCAGAACUCAGAUUUAUGAGAAGCAUUUCUGAGUGCAGAG
Gastrolobium bilobum is the source of this 1050-nucleotide messenger RNA. RefSeq names its product metacaspase-9. Lineage: Eukaryota; Viridiplantae; Streptophyta; Magnoliopsida; Fabales; Fabaceae. The transcript is spliced from 2 exons. Gene Ontology annotation, molecular function: cysteine-type endopeptidase activity. The coding region runs from base 73 to 1029 and encodes 318 amino acids. The record is from RefSeq and is a predicted model, not a curated record. Gene Ontology annotation, biological process: proteolysis.